Molecule: messenger RNA, 11500 nt
Organism: Porites evermanni
Lineage: Eukaryota; Metazoa; Cnidaria; Anthozoa; Scleractinia; Poritidae
Source: the annotation of a GenBank genome assembly
AUGGUCUGGAUUUGUGGUCGCGGAAAAUCGAACAAACCGCUUGUUCAUAAAGAAGAAAAAACUUCAGUGAAGCAAAAGGUUUGCCACGGUGUGGGACAUGUAUUCAACGAUCUCUGCAUUCAAGCUUGGUUUACAUAUCUUAUAAUCUUUUUCAACAAAAUCGUCAAAAUUUCCGCGACCGGUACUGGAUAUAUUUUUCUCUCUUCACAAGUUGCUGAUGCCAUUUCCACCCCGUUCAUCGGCUAUGGAUGCGACAAAUCAAUCUCAAAGACAAUAACAAAGAAAUUUGGAAAUAGAAAGAUAUGGCAUUUCAUCGGAACCGUUGGUAUCUUGUUGGUUUGGCCGUUCGUAUUUAGCCCGUGUCUCAUUUGCAAUGAAGAUAGUCCGGAGUGGGUUCCGGUAGCAUACUAUGGUGUACUUGCCGCUCUAUUCAGUGUUUUUUGGCCAAUGGUGGAAAUCAGCCAUUUGUCAUUGAUCCCUCAUGUCGCUAAAAGACCGAAAGAUGCGGUGGAGUUGAGUGCAAUAAGGUAGGAAAACCUAACUAGAAUGUUAGGGAACUUGCAAAAACAACCAGAUUGUUUUGAAAAUUUAUCGUAAGGCGUUUGGUUGGCAUAUUUCCAAGCUUGCGAUGCAAACUUUGGGCGCUACUCGUGCGGUGCUACUUGUUGCCGCCGCAAAAUAAUUUUUUUUUUUAUGAGCUUAUGUCAUUGUUAAUCGCUCGAAGGAAAGCCAUGCUAUUUUAAGUCGAAAUAAAAAUUUCAACAAAAUAGUACUGUGUAAGGUCGAGUUAAUACGCUAUGAGUUCUGCUUUGAAAUUUAACCGGUUAAAAUUUGGGGAGAAAAAAAUGCUUUUGUCAAAUUCAUAUUGCAUCAUUUAUUUGACAAGCUGGGUUUCCCUGUACGUAUGGCGUCAGACACAAGGCCGGAAAGCGAAACAAUGCAGUCAUAUGACAUGCACAGAUGUCUUAUGAUCUGUAAUAUGAAAAAAAUAGAUUGAUGGAAUUAUCUAGUCCGUUAUUGUAAGGACACGCUUCGCUGAAAUUCUUUGACAAAGAAAUUGAUCAAUUGUUUAAGUGCAAAUGGCGACGAACCUUGGACUCGAAGCCAGUAUUUAUGAUAAUUCAGCAAAACAAAACAUCGCUUGAUUUAACUGCGUAGCUAAUAAACAUGCAGUUCCGCUUUCGGCUAGCAAAAAUAAAAGUUUGGGAGAGAAAAUUCUGAAAUCUUUCUACGAAAGUUGAGAAAAUUAUGCAAACACCACACUUAGGAUUGUGAAGAUCAGCGAUACGCGUGAACCCGAAGUGUGAGAAAUGUGGUUGUUUACAGUGAAACUUCAUCAAUAUGCUAUCAAGGUUACGGAAAAUUUUACGAUGUCAUCAUUGAAAAUUCCAGUCCUUAAAAAUAUUCCUCGCUUGCACGUUAACAUCUUUUAUAGUUCAAAGGAAGUUUUCACCUGCGAUUUUUGAUCAGCCUUUGCGACAUCUGCUGUCUCUUUGGUUGGGUUUAAAGCCAGUUGAAAUUUAUCUUACUGGAAUGAAAAUGUGGUUUUCGUAAAGGUGUGAGCUUACUUAAAAGAGCAAGAUGUUGUUACCUGUCGCCUUUACCCGACGAGAGCCUGCCCUGCGGGCAAUUAUGACAUUUUCCUCCCUUCUAGGGCCCAAAGAUGAACGGCGAACAAUUUUUUUUUCUUCUGUCAGAAAGCUUUUGUUUUUUACGAUGUAAAAACGGUGCUUUGGGAAAGGAUUAUGGCGAUUAUCGCAUCGUUGUCAACAAUUUGUUAAGGCAAAUACCUUUUUUUUACAAGAAGUAACCUAAUCGGAAAUCAGUUCUUCGAUUCGUCCUCCCGUUUCUACCAGUACCUGAAUGUGUUUGACUUUAAAUUUAUGCAGACUUUGUCUAAAACUUAUAAUGAUUUAACACUUAAUUCUUAAUUAACCUUCUGUGGAGAACUUGCCUUUUCAAUUUCACUUCUAUUGUAAUUACGUGUAAUUUUUUGUUAAAUUACAAAAAUAGUGCCCGCCUUGUUUUUUUGACGGAAGGAUUAUUAUAUUGUUAUGUAACCCUGCUGCUCGUUCUUCCCGUGUGCCUGAUGUGAGGGAUUCUAUAAAACAUUUCCUUUUCGACAGCAAGUUAAGCAUAUUGGAAAUAUUUACACAUUUUUUUGUAAGCGUAAGAGAAAAUCCUGCUCUUUGAUAACUUGCAGUCCGCUUUGCGCGGACUUAAAAACCUGCGGAGUUCUUUACCCCUGGGGCGCAUUCGCAAGACAACGGUGUCUCAGUCCAAGUUGUCGCCGCUUUUUUUCCUGUGAGAUUUUUGAGCAAGAUGGAUUUUUGUUUCGAGAGAUAUUCGUGAAGAAAGCCAACUGUAAGUAGUUUGCAUACGCUUUCGGUUUUCCACAGGAUAUCCGGAAAUUUUGAAAUAUAGUCGUCAUUUCCCACGGUGAUGAUGAUAGAGUGAAACCUUGCACUUCCAACUGUUUUAAAAACAUGCAAUGCUCUUAUCUGGUAACCAUAUCGCUACUAUAAAUUGCAGACAAAUUGAAGCAACAUGUAAGUUUAGACACGAAACAUUUCUAACAAUAAUAAAUAUCCAGACUGUGUGUAAACAUCUUUUGCUGUAAAGGCAGUUAUAAAGGAAAGAAGAAAAACCUCGCGUGAGAACUGCCUCUAAACUUUCACCUGAAAGUUUUUUUUUUUUUUUACAGUUUUCCAUUUUGCUUGCACCUUGUCACCCAAUCUUGUGGCUCUGUUGUAGUAUUAAAAAUAACUUGAGACUCUUGAAAUAAUAUUGUUGCUCCAAACACUAUGAUCUUGACUUGAUUCUACUUCUCGCAAUGAUUGCUGCAACGAAAACGUUCCAAACCAUGUUCAUUUUGGGUGGUGUUUCCUCCCGAAAAUUUGUAGGAAUAUUGCGUGCUAUACUAAAUCACUGUCCUCCCUACCUUACCAUAUGCUACGGAAGCGGACCGGUGCAAAUCAAAGGCAGAAUAGCCUGUGUGGUUCACGGUGAAGCCGCGUCAACCAGCGUUACUAGCCGUUAAUCUAGAAGGCGACUAAAAGAGCAGGUGAAAGCAGGUGAAGUGUUUCGCGCGUAAAGCAAAAGUGAAAGAGAUAAUAAACAACCCGAGAUCGUCAGUAUUUCUUAUUGAUUUCCCGCUAGACUAAACUAUAAUUAAAGGAGACUAAAACAUGUAUCGUCACAUAUACUCCACCUCUUCGAGUAAGCUCGACCUCGAGAGGUAAAUUAAAGAAGAGAAAAAAAAAAUGAAUGAAAUCUUACUAUAAUCGUAACGCCAUGGAACCUCGGUUUGAUCUUGGUGAUAAGGCUUGGGUGGGUGUUUAUUUUGAGAACGGACCUCUGGAGCUAGGGUACUCUACUGGCUAAGACAGAAAGAAGGUUUGCAGUUUUAAGUAUGUUGUGGCUCCCUCACCUACCAGGUUUGGGUGCAUAUCUAUCUAAGCGCGAGUAAUCGGAAACGUAAAAACCGAGGAUCCAAUUCUGAUUCGGUUAUCUUCAUGACUUAAACGUUUUCAGUAAAGUUAAGAUGGCGUUUACAUUUCCUUUUUAUUUGGAAGUUUUACCGGGUGUUGUCGAACCGUGGAAAUGCCAACCGAUAGUUGUUGCGGUGACCCUUUGGCACGGUUGGGUUGCUCUCACGUUCAUUUUGCGCGCACUGUCACCUGAUUACAUAGUCAAAAAAAUAAAUUUGGAUUUGGAGGGAGUCGAUACGUGUUCGGCUCCGCUAAACUACAGGAAAUCAUCUUUCUUGGAAGAUAUCAUUGGACAUCCGUCGAAGAUUAGUGGGGGGACAUAAACGGAAAGAAAUCAGACAAACUUUUCACCGAUUAAAUACCACACAAGGUGUUGGUAGAUAGCAUUGAGAUCGUUUUCAUAUCAAAGGUUAAUCCAGGCCAAGUUGGAGAGCAAGAUUAUUGGACUGUGUUUUGACGUGCGCCCAGAAAAAGUUUGCCGGAAACCAUGGUGGAAACGUUUGCCGCACUCGAAAUUGGAUAAAACAAGUCCGGGUUUUUUUAUUAUUGUGCAAAAGGGAAGCUUUUUAAGUUUCUUGUGCUGUAGGGUUUGUCUGUAAUCCUUGUCACAUGCCUUCAAAUCGCCCGGCAUUAUUUUUAAGGGGCUUGGUUAGAUACGUGUUAAAAAAUAACAGAGCAACGUAACACUAUACCGAGAAGGUUUCUAGGUUUUCAAAGUUGAAGUUCAUUUCCGGCUCAGCAGUAUCACUGAACAUGUAGGAAUGGAACAUGAAAGACACUGACACUUUUCCUGCCCGGAAAUUUAUUUUACAGAUGCGUAAUAAUAAAGCUUACCCGAUCUUAAAUCCUAGGUAAAGUAAGAAGUCUUGCGGACAGUUACCCUAACAAAUUUGUUUUCGUCGUUUUCAACUGUAGCCUUCGAAAUAUAGUUCAGGUUUGCUAAGUGGAAAUUUAGUUCUAGGCCCCUUAUGAGAGGAAAAGGAUGUUUAAUUCAUUUUCUAUUUGUGUUACUAGUUCUUGACUAAGCCAGGGGAGUACAUGGGAGUAGCUACAUGCACGCGCGGCGCGUGUCUGCACGUGCGUACCUGGAAAGGUCGAGAGUUGAAAAAAAUAACAAAAUAAAUAAAAUGAAAAAAGCCAACAAUAAAAAAAUUGUCUCAGUUAAGUUGACUCUGUUUCUUUGAACUAUUUUUUCUAAAACGACGGCCUUUUUUCUUUUUUGUUUCUCUCUUUUUUUCCUCACCCGAAUGUUGGAUCCAAUACUUAGAAGCGAUGUGAUUCAUUGGUGGACCGAAUCUUGAAAAGUAUAAUUAGACAAAAAACUGGAAAUAGCGCUCAGAUAGCAGGUCGUUAACGCGUUGGGAAAUUGUUCUCACCUCUAGAAAAGUCAUGGACUACCUUACAGUUUAUCGCCAUCUUUAUGCCAAUACCAUAACUUAUUUCCAAUUUUAGUAGGAAGGCAAGAAGAAUGCGUUCUCAGUACUUCGAGUUAAGUUCUGAUAAGUUAACUAUAUUUUCUCGAGCAGUUCACCCAAAAGCAGAGGACACGAAUCAAUAUUGAGCGCGGGUCGAAAACACGAACUUUGUAAACGAGUAUUGUUAAACUGAACUUAUGCUUAAUUUUCUUUUCUUUGUUUCCUUAGAUCUGCAUUGAAGUUGGGGAGCGGAGUUUUUGUGUACGUGGUGACAUGGAUUCUUUUAGGACAAAAUAGCGAAGAAAAUGUGGACGAGUCCGCCAAGAAACAAUUCACGGUAGGAGACUCGAGAGAAUUCCAGUCGGUUGAUUCUAAAGUGAAACCUUCAUAUAACGAACGUCUACACAACGAACAAUAUUCUCUGCCCUAGUUUGAGUAAAAUAUAUGGAAAGGAACAUCGAUAUAACGAAACCUGGCCAAUGCCUUGGUCCUUCGUUAGCCUGUUCCAGGCCGGCGUACGAUUUAGCUCGCUCCCCGUCAUUCGAACGCCGCGCUCCACUAUCUGAACGCCUGCAACAGGCUAGUCCUUCGUUAAAUCGAGGUUCCACUGUAGUGAUAUACAACUGCCUUCCCCCUUAAACUCCAAUAUUAAAGUACUGGAAGGACGGUAAUGUUGUUUUUGUUUUUGUUUUGUUUUGUUUUACUACUCUCGUACACUAAUAAUACGGUAUAUAUAAAAAAAUCAUGCACCGAAAAAUUUUUACGCUUUUCUGGUUAUUUUUAAUNUUUUUGUGUACGUGGUGACAUGGAUUCUUUUAGGACAAAAUAGCGAAGAAAAUGUGGACGAGUCCGCCAAGAAACAAUUCACGGUAGGAGACUCGAGAGAAUUCCAGUCGGUUGAUUCUAAAGUGAAACCUUCAUAUAACGAACGUCUACACAACGAACAAUAUUCUCUGCCCUAGUUUGAGUAAAAUAUAUGGAAAGGAACAUCGAUAUAACGAAACCUGGCCAAUGCCUUGGUCCUUCGUUAGCCUGUUCCAGGCCGGCGUACGAUUUAGCUCGCUCCCCGUCAUUCGAACGCCGCGCUCCACUAUCUGAACGCCUGCAACAGGCUAGUCCUUCGUUAAAUCGAGGUUCCACUGUAGUGAUAUACAACUGCCUUCCCCCUUAAACUCCAAUAUUAAAGUACUGGAAGGACGGUAAUGUUGUUUUUGUUUUUGUUUUGUUUUGUUUUACUACUCUCGUACACUAAUAAUACGGUAUAUAUAAAAAAAUCAUGCACCGAAAAAUUUUUACGCUUUUCUGGUUAUUUUUAAUGAUCCGUCCCUCGGCGGUUUCAAAAUUUUAAUUUUUGUAAUUAAAAUUAUAACUGUGAAAAAAUCAUCAAAUCUGAUCGGCUAUCAGCGGCCCUAAUUUCAUCAUUUUUAUAGGACAGUACCUCAAAAAACGUUGAGUUCUAAUUUUAAAAAAUUAAACAAAUCGGACGUCCCGCUAUGUGGUCAUCCGAUUUUGUUAAUCUGUCGCAUGAUUAAAGACCGAGUUGGACUCCACUCAGUCCUAUUACCAUUAAAUGAGAAAAAAAUAGGCGUGACCCCAUUCUCUUUUGUUCUCAAUUUAAAAUGUUCAGUUGAUGUCAGUCAAAGAAACCGGCAAAUGAAGCCCACCGCGAGAAAAAGGAAGGGAUUGUGAUUGUAGUGUUAACCAAUAAUUAUGUAUUGCCUUUAUGCAGUAUCAAUCAAUAAUCGUGAUGCUUACGGGAAGUUUUUUCUCCAUCAUAUUUCACCUGGGAGUUGAGGACAAAGAUGACUCUUCAGGUAUGCAUUUCAUUGGUGUUUAUACACGUAGCUCUUUGCAGUGAGGUAUUUCCGUCUUUAUGCAAUCAUCUUAUCAUCAUGUUCAAAUUCGUCCAAGAACCCCAUCCCUACCCGCCUUCAGCAAAAAUCUAGUCCACGUGUCGGGCGCAUGCAUCUUGUCCUUCUUCGCAUCACGUGCAUUGCUUUUUACUCUUGGCUUAGCAUAAAAACAGUAUUUUAGAAAAUUCCUCAAAUUUCCUUUGGUCAGAUAAGAAAAAUAAACAACCAUUAUGACUAAGUGCUUCUGAAGAAGUUUUAUGUGAUUGGUCACGGAAUCGUAUUUGUUCCGUAUAUUCAAAAGGUAUUUGGGAAAAGAGCUACCUAACUUUUGUCUCAAUUUGAUUCAGUGAUAUUGAUACUUGUAAAAAUACGGUCUCUGUUUCUGUUUCCUUCUUUUAUUACGAAGCCUGCGUUUCUGGUAAAAUUAUUUCGUACCUUAGAGUUGUUAAUGCGACGCUGAUUAAUCUUGCAACUUCUGUCAAACUCAUGUCGCAAGUAAGUGAGACCGUCAGCUAUACCGAGUGCACUGACGGCAUGCAAAACUGCUUCAACCUGUUGAUUGCACAAAGACAUAACCGAAUCUAAACAUCGUCAAAAUCGUAAUUGCGUUAAUUCGCUGAUUGGCGUAGUAUCUUAUUGUUUCACUUCAGAGCUAGAGAAACAAAAAGAUUUGAAGCCGAAAGCGUCGCCCAAUGGACCAGAAUGUAAAGACCUUGAAAAACAAGCGCUUGAACUUGAACUUCAGAGGCAAGAAAAACACCGACAGCAAGACGAACGAAAGAGAACGUGGAAAGAGUGGUUUAAAACUCCAGACUUUUACAAGGUAAAAUAAUGAUUCAGAGUUCUCACAUCCACAAAGUGUUUCGGUUAAUCUACCAUCCCUAAUCGAGUUGCAAUUUGUAAAUAUCGUAAAUGAUCUUAUAGUCAUCCUCUCUUAAAUAAACGCCCCCUGACGAUUUUAAGUUUGUAUUAGACGCCCCCGGAUCUCUAAUAAACGCCUCCCUGACUAAGAGACACCCCACAUUGCGGUUGCUUCAAAACACUUGUCUAGGAAAUAGUGAAAUAGAGCAAAACCAUUGAAUAUAUUUAGUUUCCUGUCUGAUAAAACACUACUUUGCCCAUUUCAGCUUGUUCAAUGUCUAGUUCAAACUAAGGAUUCUGGCACUGAAGUUGAGCUUUAAAAAAACGAUCUGGAUCUCUAAACGGCCUAUUUCUCCGAAAGCAGAUCAGUUUUGUAGUGGAGUUUAUUACAGUUUAAGAAUAUGAGGAUAAGCACCUCUGUCUUUUAUACGUCUCCUGUCUAUGAACGCCCCUCUAUCAUUUUCUGAAGCGCCCCGAAUGGAAUUUGGGCGAAAACCAUCGAAUUUCCUGGUAAGCACCCAAGAUUACUUUUUGCCCUCCGUUAACUUGGUCAUUUAUUGGAGCAAGAAAUGAGUUUAUUCAAUUUUGAAGUACAUGUCCGAAUGUAUGCUUUCGCAUUUGGUAUGACAAAAAAAACCUCUUUAAAUAAACCUAUGUUUGUUUUUAAUUUCAGGUUGUGUUUGUCUAUAUGGCGACGCAAAAUGUAGUAAACCUAAACCAGUCGUAUUUUCCAAUGUACUUGACGGAGACACUUCACUUCAACAAGGUAUAUCAUUAUUUGAAAUACAUAUAUCUCAAUUUUAGUAGCCUUAAGGUCAGGGUUUUUUUGUGUCCAGCGAGCGAGCAGGCGGUUUUUUUUUUGUACUUUGCACUGUCCUCUUGGAUUGGGAAAGCAAAAGAAGAUCGGGUGAAGUUUUAACCCUUCAAGUCCCAAUAGUGACCAAGAUCAAUGUUCUCCUAACACUAUCCGUGCACUGUUAAGAGAUAAGUUAUGAGAAUUAAUAAAAUGAUCACCUGAGAGAAAAUGCCCUGAUCUGUCAUCAAAUUCUUUCAACUAAUUCCUUAAGGAAAUGUAUGGAGAUCAGUUUGGAGAAUUUGUUUGUGGAUACUGGGGCUUAAAGGGUUAAGUGCUAUCAAGUGGGGGUUAGAAUUGCGUCCCCGGAAGACCGAGCACUGUAAGUUACCUUCUAUACUGAAAGAGAAACGAAAAAAACAUUAAGCAAAGUAAACAACAUUACAUAUGGAGGAGAGAUGCACAAUAGUAUUUGAGGUAGCUUGUGUAUAAAUGGUACAACAAAAGUGCAGCUCAGCUCAAUUACAACUACUUUAAGUAAAUAUAAUUACUACUUUGAAAAGCACCUUUGGUGUCUCAUCGCUCGGACUAUUUCUGACUCUAUCUUUUACGUGAGUGUCGGUACUUAUAGCUUGUCUGAACAAUCCAGGAAGAAACGUUUGAAUCACGUCGCACUGAUUGCUUUGGACGCAAGCAGAGAAAAUAUGUCCCUAGCCUGCGUGCAGACAUUUCCUUUAUUCCUUUUGUUGCACAGAGAAAAGGGACAAUUUAAAAAUACAGUCGACUCCCGAUAACUCGAACCUUCAAGGGAAAUCGUAAAGAGGCUCGAGUUAUCGGGAAUUCGAGUUAUCGAGGGUUCGAGUUACCGAGGGUAAAAUUAUAGUGAAUGUAUGACGUGGGAAAUCCAGGGGAAAUCGAUUUUGGUUCGAGUUAGCGCGAGGUUCGAGUUAGCGAGGGUUCGAGUUAUCGGGAGUCGACUGUACAAGGGGACGUCUACUUGCAGGCUAGUAUUUUCCCUUGCUUUCAAAUUUGUUUACCUUGCAUUUUUUCUUCUUACAGGAAGCUAUUGCAUAUUUUCCUUUAAUGAUUCUCAUCAGUGGAAUUCUUAUGAGCGCAGGAAUAAAACGACUUAACAGAUUCUUUUCAAACAGGGUAUGUAUCAGGCAGGGACAAUUAACCACUGCAUUCUCCCGAAUUCUUUAAAAACCUGUUUUAGGCUUCGUCUGUUUUUCCAUUUCUUAGAUAAAGAAAAAAAUAAUCACUCUGAGUUCAGGGUAGCCACCUUAGGCCUAGGCUAACUAUAGCCUUUUUCUUUUAACGGUUUACGAAAACGCGAGAUUCAGUUUGAUACCGUUUUUCCUUUACUACUUUUUGAAACCGAGCAUUUUACGGGUACUGACAAUUUUAGCAAAGUCUGUCGAGAAAAAUGUGAAAUUCACAACUUCGGAAAAUCUAAGGGAAGUCAGCAAAAGUAAAAUUCUCAUUUCACUCAAAACCAACAUCUACAACGCAGUAGAAAAUAUACAGCGAAUUUGGGAAAUUUAUCAGCUGAUAGACUGAUAAGAGGUUGAAAACUAAAAAGCUUAAAAGCUCUUAUAAGGAGUAAGAGUGCUGGAGACGCGGCUGGCUUAAAAUUCUAAAGUCUUACUCGUACUCAAUCUCGUACAAGUACUCUUAACUGAGGGUCGCUAAUACCUGCAUUUACGCUUGUGCCGUUUUCUUUGUAGGUAUUGUUUUGUGUAGGUAAUGUGAUCGUUAUUGGUUGUUCAACGUGGUUUUACUUCACGCCCCAAUCCCAUAGGGAUGUCAUAUACGCGNAGGGUCGCUAAUACCUGCAUUUACGCUUGUGCCGUUUUCUUUGUAGGUAUUGUUUUGUGUAGGUAAUGUGAUCGUUAUUGGUUGUUCAACGUGGUUUUACUUCACGCCCCAAUCCCAUAGGGAUGUCAUAUACGCGCCCACGAUCAUCAUGGGCUGUGGUAACUCUAUGAUGAUAGUGACGUCAUUGGCUAUGGUAGCAGACCUGAUUGGUGAUGACAAGGUAGGUUGCAUGUGAGGUUAAUAACCUUCAGUGAGCAGUGAGUGAGUGCAGAAAAAUUCCGAGGCAAGCAUCAAGCGAUGAUUAGACUGCAUUGUAAGGCUUAGGUGUAUCCCAUAGUGUAGAUAGCACACGUAAUGGAUAGAGCUAUUGCUUUCCUUUUAGAUUGGUCACAGUCACCUAUUUUUCCUUGAGACGGUCGAGAUGAAGCACGCGCUUUCCGUUACGGGGGACCAUUUUGUUUGUCAAAUUUAACAAGGGGGCGGGCGUCGGGUUUAAGUGCGGACGGGGGAGAGAGGCUCCUUCUCCCAACCGCAAUCAUCUCCAGACUGGGCACAAACGGUAUACUUGAAACCACGAUAGCCGUCCGUAAGAGAAAGCGUUAGAUCCGGACAUCUUACAGUAAAAUAGUGGACUCUGAACAGUCUGUUUCAGUUUUAGUUUAUUUAUUGCUAGAAAAAAAUAAACAGUCAUUUAAUAUAAUAUUACAAAAAUGAUAAUUAAGAUUAAAAUUGACGUAAAUUACUUAAUUGGAGGAAUUAGAGGUUAUUUCGGGUGAAGAAGCUCAAAUUGAAACUGUAGGGGCUUAUUACCAUGAGUUCUCUCCCUAACCUAAGAUUAUGAAUACAAUAAAUAAUUAAGCGGCGAAAUCUUGCUGAAAUAUAUUUAGACGGAAUAAAAAGCAAGCAAAACAAAACACAUUAAACGAGCAAAAAGCAGCAAAAAACAAGUAUUAUUUACAAGUAGUGAAUCAGCUAAUGAGAAAUGUUUUCAAUCCGGCAGUUAUAAAGGAGAGAUAGUAGACUCCGUUUCUUCCGUCUGUUUAUUGAUCACUGGAAUUGAAAACCGACUUGUCGUUACAAAGCCAACAGCACCACCAUCAUCACCUCACUUUUUUUUCUUAUCGGUAUAACAUUUUUUUAAAUUUCUUUUUGCAGAAAUCUAGUGGUUUUGUCUACGGUGUUUGUGCUUUGAUGGACAAAUUGUCGCUUGGCUUCAUCGUUUUAGGGUUACAAGAAAAUUACCCGCAGCAGGACACAACAACAGGGUAA